AUGCCCAGUACCCUAGCUUUUCGACGUCGGAGCCUCCCUUCUCAACUCCCUCGCCAUAGCAACCUUGUGGGGACCUCCGACCGCCAUCAACCCUCUCGCCGUCAUCGUCCUCGCCGCUAUAAUCAUACUCAUUGCCAGCGGCCUCAUGAGAAACUCAGCUGCGGACGACCGAAACCCAUCCACGGCGAAGUGGGUCGACUACUCCCGUAUUAUUUGAUUCUCCGACCUCGACUAUGGCAACCCAGGGGAGAAUAUGAGUAUUGUGGCAUUUGGGUUCCUGGUUAUGAGCCUGAUGGAUUCCUAGCGUUUGGGUCCUCUUUCAAUCGAAUUCCAACAGAGCAAGUGAGCAACAACAGGAUAAUUUGA
Messenger RNA from Linum trigynum, 366 nucleotides. Lineage: Eukaryota; Viridiplantae; Streptophyta; Magnoliopsida; Malpighiales; Linaceae. The record is from the annotation of a GenBank genome assembly.